Cajanus cajan (pigeon pea) is the source of this 1191-nucleotide messenger RNA. Lineage: Eukaryota; Viridiplantae; Streptophyta; Magnoliopsida; Fabales; Fabaceae. The record is from RefSeq and is a predicted model, not a curated record.
GAUCAGAACAUAUACAAACCGCCAGCUAUUGUCAUGAGCACUGCAGUUACACCAGUAAAUGCUAGUGCUCCAUUGGUGAUAAGCUGGGAGCCAGAAGCUCAAACUGAUCAAUUCUAUGUUUACUUACACUUCAUGGAAAUUCAAUUGUUGGCCACAAAUCAGACAAGAGAAUUCAACAUCAUGCAAAAUGGUAACUCAAGGUAUCCAAAUUUUUCUCCACGGUAUCAGCUUGUCACCACUUUAUAUAGCUCGUCAGGCACCAGUGGGAAAGAAAUUAUAUAUUCACUUGAAAAGACCAAAAAUUCAACCCUUCCUCCCAUCAUCAAUGCCAUUGAGAUUUACAGAGUAAUAGACCUCCCGCAAUUAGAUACAUUCCAAGAAGAUGAUGAUGCGAUUACCACCAUCAAGUCAGUUUAUAGGUUGACAAGGGAUUGGCAAGGUGAUCCAUGCGCCCCUGUAGCCUACUUGUGGCAUGGUCUGAAUUGUUCUUAUCCUAGAAAAGAGUCCCCUAGAAUCACAACUUUGAAUUUAUCUUCAAGUGGAUUGUCUGGAAAGAUAGACCCUUCAAUUUCAAAGCUCACCAUGUUGGAGAAGUUGGAUUUAUCAAACAAUAGCUUAAACGGUGAAAUUCCUAAUUUUCUGUCUCAAUUACAACACUUAAAGAUCUUAAUUUUGAACAGUAAUAACCUCUCUGGUUUAAUUCCCUCGGCACUUGUUGAAAAAUCUAAGGAAGGUUCCCUGUCACUAAGUGUGGACCAAAAUCCGUAUCUAUGUGAAUCUGAUCAAUGCAACGAGAAGAAAAAGAAGAAGAAGAACACUGUCACACCCAUAGUAGCAUCAGUUGGCGGGGUUGUAAUCCUUUUGGUGGUCGUGGCAGCAAUAUUGUGGACCCUUAAAAGGAGAAAAUCCAAAGCUUUGAUGGUAGAAAAGGAUCAAAGUCAGAUCUCACCACAAUACACCGAACAAGAUGAUUCAUUCCUGCAAUUCAAAAAACAAAUAUUUUCAUACUCUGAUAUCCUUAAAAUCACCAACAAUUUCAAUACAACACUUGGUAAAGGAGGAUUUGGAACAGUUUAUCUGGGCCAUAUUGAUGAGAUUCCAGUCGCAGUGAAAAUGCUUUCCCCGUCAUCUGGUCAUGGUUAUCAACAAUUUCAAGCAGAGGUAAUAGUUGACAAGGGAUUGGCAAGGUGA